Messenger RNA from Sorex araneus (European shrew), 5919 nucleotides. RefSeq names its product defective in cullin neddylation 1 domain containing 3 (gene DCUN1D3). Bases 244 to 1155 code for a protein of 303 amino acids. Gene Ontology annotation, cellular component: ubiquitin ligase complex. The record is from RefSeq and is a predicted model, not a curated record. Gene Ontology annotation, molecular function: ubiquitin conjugating enzyme binding; ubiquitin-like protein binding; cullin family protein binding. The transcript is spliced from 3 exons. Lineage: Eukaryota; Metazoa; Chordata; Mammalia; Eulipotyphla; Soricidae. Gene Ontology annotation, biological process: protein neddylation; positive regulation of ubiquitin-protein transferase activity.
CGGCGGCAGUGGUGGAAGAGGCGGCGGCGGCGGCGUCGGGGAGCCUGGGAACGCGAGCGGGGAUGGUAGGUGAUUUGGACCCGCCGGGCCGCCGUCGUUUCCAGAAAGGGUUUGACUGGAGGAACCUCUGGAGCAGCUGUUGGCUGGCUCCUCUGGCUGAUGGCAUGUUGAAACACAUGGGCCAGAGGCAGCGAGGGCAUCUGAUCCAGGGGGGGCCGCUCUAGGGGCCAGGCCGCAAGCAUCAUGGGCCAGUGUGUCACCAAAUGCAAGAAUCCCUCAUCCACCCUGGGCAGUAAGAAUGGAGACCGUGACCCCACCAAGUCACACAGCAGGCGGGGUGCCGGCCACCGCGAGGAACAGCCACCAGCCUGUGGCAAGCCAGGUGGGGACAUCCUUGUCAAUGGGACCAAGAAGGCAGAGGGUGCCACUGAGGCCUGCCAGCUUCCAACGUCCUCAGGAGACGCGGGGAGGGAGACCAAGUCCAAUGCCGAGGAGUCUUCCUUGCAGAGGUUGGAAGAAUUGUUCAGGCGCUACAAGGACGAGCGGGAGGAUGCAAUCUUGGAGGAAGGCAUGGAGCGCUUUUGCAAUGACCUGUGUGUCGACCCCACGGAAUUUCGAGUGCUGCUCUUGGCUUGGAAGUUCCAGGCUGCUACCAUGUGCAAAUUCACCAGGAAGGAGUUUUUUGAUGGCUGCAAAGCAAUAAGUGCGGACAGCAUCGAUGGGAUCUGCGCCCGUUUCCCUAGCCUCUUAACCGAAGCCAAGCAAGAGGAUAAAUUCAAGGAUCUCUACCGGUUUACAUUUCAGUUUGGCCUGGACUCUGAAGAAGGGCAGCGGUCACUGCAUCGAGAGAUAGCCAUCGCCCUGUGGAAACUCGUCUUCACCCAGAACAACCCUCCAGUGUUGGACCAGUGGCUAAACUUCCUCACAGAGAACCCCUCGGGGAUCAAGGGCAUCUCCCGGGACACUUGGAACAUGUUCCUUAACUUCACUCAGGUGAUUGGCCCUGACCUCAGCAACUACAGCGAAGACGAGGCCUGGCCAAGCCUCUUUGAUACCUUUGUGGAGUGGGAGAUGGAGCGGAGGAAAAGAGAAGGGGAGAGGCGAGGCGCGCUCAGCUCAGGGCCCGAGGGCUUGUGUCCCGAGGAGCAGACUUAGGUGGCUCUGUCCCCGGGGCGGCAGCCAGGGUCUGCCCGCUGCCCCGCAGCCUAAAGAGGAAUUGGACCUUUCUGGAAAUUACUGAAGAUCCGGAUAUUUUCUACUUUACACCUUUCUCUGCCUUGUAUCUGAAAGGGCUCUAAAAUGCUGUAUCAUGUUUUAGGCACUUUCUUCACUUUUUUUGGUUAUUUUGUUUAUUUCUUUUGGCGGGAGGGGGGGAAAUGUCACCCCAAAUAUUUUGACCCUGGCUAUAUGUUGUGUAUCUUUUUUUUUUUUUUUUGGAAGCCUUCAGAUAGACUACGCCUGCCAUUUCUUGCACAAAUUAGACCUUUAUUUUUUUUUCUUUAUUUUAUUUUAUUUUUUUUUUUUUGGUGGGGGAGGGUGUAGGGCAGGGAGGGAGGAAUGGGAUCUUAGGUUGAAUUAACAUUACAAAAUGAUACAGUGCCAGAUCUCAGUUUGCAUAUUGUUUUUCAGGGCAGGUCUGUACUGUGUAGUGCUGUUUACAUGGUUGAAUUUAGGUUGCGAUGAUUAUUUAAAAAGAUUUACACAGAGUUGAAUAGCAGUGUUAGCUGUUAACCACAUUGCAUUAAUUUCCAGGCGAUUUGAAGCUCUCGGGUAGCUGAGGCCAGCCAAGAGCAUUUGAGUCUGGUGACAACCCCCUUUUAAGCUAAUUUAUCUGAACCCCCUGUUCUCUUCACUUCUUGCUCAUUCCUCCUUUGACCUGUAGCAUUUCGUGUUGAGUUUCUCCAUCACCACGUUGCACCUGUCAGUCAAGUGAGCAGUUGGCGUCGAACAUUGUCCUUAACAACCACUUACGCGCUGAAUGCAGAGAAAGCAGUGCUACCUCAGUUUUGCUGGAAGUAGACUUUGAUCAUUUUCUUUCUUUGAUGAAUUUCCCGUAUUUUCAUGUUGUAAGUGGAAAUACUUUUUUUUUUUUCCUUUUUAAUUUGCCUUGGAGCCAAAGUUUCUGUUCCUAGUGGUCGGAAAACUGUUCGCCGACCAACUGACUUGAAGGAAAACUGUGGUCUGGAGCUCUGCUUGAAUUUGUUUUAUUGUUAUUUUUCCUCCCCUUUGAGUUAUCAUCGGCUUACUUGUCUGGCAAGUGCAGAAGCCUGGGGCUGGCCUGAACUCUGCCAAACAAAUAUAGGCGUGUAUUUAAUAGUUAAGUGUGUGCCCUUCCCCUUCUUGCUGCCCCCGUGUUGUCACUUAACCCCCAGGAGUUAUUUAUUAUCUUCUUUGUUCAUGUCAGGCUCAUUCGGGGUAAUGUGAUGACGGUUUAGGUUUACAUGACCCUCUUUGAUCCCCUACCCCCAAAUAUGUAUCUAUACAUAUAUAAGAUAUGUAUAUAUUUUACAUCUAUAAAAUAUAUAUAUACACAUAUAUGUAUAUUCUUUGUUUCCUUGCUAAAACUGGCCGUCAGAGAGGGCGCUGCCUUCAGUACCUAGAGUCCAAGUGCCAGGGAACGUCGGAACGGAGGUUUUUGCGUCUGUUGGACCUUUUUUCGAUGGUAGACAUGAAUUUUCACUCCUGCCUUCAGCACAGGGAGGCCCAGUUGCCCAGUCUCCUCCACGUGUCCACUCCGCAAGGCCAGCGUGGGCCAGGCUGCCACAGGGGAGUCCCUCCCGCCUGGCGUCGGUUGCCCUCUUCCUAUUUUUUUUUCCAUUUAAAAAAAUAUAUCCUCAAAAGUUGUGUUUGAAGGGUGGGUGGCAGGAACUUGUACAGAAGUUUAGCUUCUAACACCUGGGAGCAGACUGAAAAGGGAUUAUUUAAAAUAAAAACCUAAACUAUAUUUAUAUCCUGGAGGUAAUGAACAUGUGUCUACUAAAAUUUGGUGUUUUCUUCCCUAACUACCCACCCUCUCUCCCAGGGUACAAUUCGCAACCUGGGCAGGAACCGCUUUUACUUUGAAUUCAUUCACCGAUCGUGGCUACAGGCUCCCAUUGUUACACAGUUGAUUAUUUUAAGGAGUUUCUGAUGUCUUUCUAAAAGACAUGUACAUAGGGAUUUGGCUUUUUAUUAUUAUUUUUUAAUUAAUUUAUUUUUUUCAUCUUAAAUCUGACCAUUCGUAGGCAGAUGGGAAACUUGAAAUCAGCCCCAGGUUAGGGCUGUCCUCCCAAGCCAGAUGUUUGACUUUGUCCUAUAGAUGUGUAGAGUGUUUUUCUCUGGACCCGAACAUCUCCGUGGGGUACCCAGAUGGUAGUUUCCCUUCUCUCACCAGCCUGACCUCAGCUCCCCAAGUGUAGGUCUGGUGGAAGUUGGGGCGGAGGGGAAAGGCGGGCUGACCGCAGCCGGGCUCCGCUCUUAGUUCCAGAUGGGAAAGGUGUGUGGAGGGUGAGGUGUGGAGGUGCCUGCGGGCUCUGGAAGAACCGGGCCCUUCCCCGGCCCUGGGUGGCUGAUGGGCCGCGCGUAGGCUGGCUGGGUUUUCUUUCCUAAUUAAUAUUCAGCUUUCCACCUCCCAGUCCCCACAAAAGAGCCAUUUAAAAAUUUUUUUAUAUUUUUUUAUGAUCUAUUUUGUUACAAAAAUUACAAAGGAGAAGCCAGAAAAGGAAGCCAAGAGGGAUCCAUAGGCCCUCCCAGGCUUCGGGUCCCUGAGGUAAGGACUUCGCCCUUUGAGGCACCUCUGGGCCAACGUUUGACUGUCCGGUGACCAUAGCAGGAAGAGCUGUCACCCUGCAGAGGGAUUCCCGGCGGGGUGGCCGUGGUCUGCAGCUACGCCUACGGGGAAAUAAAACGCCCGGGUUCCUCUUAGCCAAGAGACAGGUUCGCUGCUCUCUGAGGGAGCGAUGAGUGUGUGGAAUGGCCCGAUGGUGUGUUCAUCAGGUAAGCUAGCCCACCCUUGACUUCAGCUCUCCACCAGCGUGCUGUGGCGAGAGGCAGGGGCCGGGUAUCACCUAGAAAACGGAGAAUCCCAAGGACGACUACUAGCGUGGGCACUGGGGGCAUCCUGGGGUUUGGGCAAAUGAUUUUUUGCUGUCGGCUUCUGUGGCAUUUCUUCAGCAGCUGAUUCGGAAGCUCUGCGAGAUAAAGCGUUGCUUCACGGGAGUGCUCUUUCUUUCCCCAUCCCUGCCAGAUCUUGAAUGUAUCCUUCUUAACGCCACCGUCAGUCACCCUCCGCUUGGCUUCAGCUGGUCAUGUUAGGCGUUCCCCGUCACCCCUGCGAGGUGUGCCCGAGUCUAAAGAGAAACCUAGAGCUGGGUGGAGAAUCUGAUCUCAGCUCAACCCCCAAGGCCCAAGUAAAUUCAGCCCCAAAAUGUCUAAGGCAGUGUUUUAAAUACUAACAUCUCCCAAGGAAGGCCAGCCUAGCCUCACGGGGAAGAGAGGAUGGAGCCACGCAGUAUUCUUGUCUUUGAAACAGUACUUUUCUCUUGGGCUGGUGCCAAGAUGCAGCCCCUGAGGACUGGAGCCUGCAGGGCACGCGGGGGGGUGGAGGGGGUUUCCACACCCCAUGCCAUGGCCUCUCAAAGGCUAUAUUUUGCCAAAUUGUGCUCAACAGUGGUGGGAAAUUACUGGAGAAUGACUCGGGUCCAAAAGAAGUUUUAAAACCAAAAGCAUCUCUAUUUUUAGGAGUUCGGUGUACCACAUUUAAUUCUUCAGUGCAAUGAAGCCCCAGAGCCUGACCCAAUUAUACAAUUCUAAGGGCUGGUUUGUUUUGAAGUUGCCUACUUCACCAUUUUCGUCUCGAAUAUUUGGUUAGUAAUGACUUGAACAUUUUGGUGACUGGCAGAGUUCUUGGGGGACUCGGGAAAAACCUGGGUAACUGUCAAAGGUCUUCCUAAAAGGGAACUUCCGCAGCGUUUUGCUCAAACAGCUGAAAGUACUCUGAAAAGUACUCAAGGGUGUUGACUGGGGCGAAUCCCAUGGCAAGGUCCUCUCCUAUCACCGUUCGCUUCCUGAAUCAGACAGGGGCACCCGCCCUGCCCCCACCCUCCCUUACGAGAUUGAGGGCAAACCCUACCAUCUCAACCACUUUCACCCAAAGCCGGAUUGUGUUUGAAGACCAAUCGGUGUUUUUCUUUAUGGAGAGACAAAAUCGUGGCUUGAGCGCUUGGGUGCCCAAAGCCACGAUGGUUCAGAGAGCUUGGAGGAACUACCCAUUUCUGUUUCCAAGUCAGGUGCUGGGGGUCAUAUUCUUCUUGGAAAUUCCACCUGCUGUCAAAGAGAACCUGCCUCCCACCACUCCUUGCUACUUUCAACGCAAACCUUGGAUAUUGCCAAAGGAAAGCCGUUCAGCUGCUGCUGUGGGUUUUUCCCCCUCUCCCCCCAAAAAAACCACAUUUAUCCCAUGAGAAAUGUCUUCCCUCUGGCCAUGGUCCCUGCCUCCAAGUCUGUGAUUAAUUGCUCUUACCUGUUGCACUAAUGAACAUGAUUCUGGGUUUCUAAGGGGGAAUGUGAAGCAAUAGGCAAACAGGGCCUGGGUGGAUGAGUCCUGCAGAUCCCCUGCCUUAACCCGCCGAGGUGAUGAGUCCACUGCUCAUGUGACCCUCCACCUUUGUGGAUUCCUCUUGGUUUGUGACCAGUGUGUCUGUUUCUUUUGAGGUUGUACAAACUUGUUGACAAAAGUCAAAGCUUUUGUUUGUAUUCUCUGCACUGUUGCACUCUCCAAAUGGCCCCUUGAAUAUUUUUAACUUGUUAUACACAUUUUGUCUUUGAUGUCUACAUGAUUUCUUUCCUUUGGUUUUUUUUUUUUAAUUUGAAAGGUUACCUGCUGUUGGAUUUAAUAAAUUUGUUUACUUGACGAUUGACAAUUCUGGAAAAAAAGAAAAA